Molecule: messenger RNA, 1236 nt
Organism: Girardinichthys multiradiatus
Lineage: Eukaryota; Metazoa; Chordata; Actinopteri; Cyprinodontiformes; Goodeidae
Gene: srsf3a
Product: serine and arginine rich splicing factor 3a
Exons: 7
Coding region: 179-685 (168 amino acids)
Biological process (GO): mRNA splicing, via spliceosome
Cellular component (GO): nuclear speck
Molecular function (GO): RNA binding
Source: RefSeq, a predicted model, not a curated record
CUUCAUCAAUCACACGGAGAGGAAGCGGAACUUGUUCUCUUCUGCAGCGCUGCUCUUGCUAACCGGCUAAUAGGAGCCUCUUGUUAAGGGGCGAUAAAUCCGCUGUUAAUAUUUUGUGACAUUUUACUUGAAUAAAAGAAUCAUCUGAUUGUAGGGCACUAACAAGCUGAUUGUUGAAAUGGGAGAUCCUACUUUUAAUCGAGACUGUCCUCUUGACUGCAAGGUUUAUGUGGGAAAUCUAGGAAACAAUGGGAAUAAGACGGAAUUAGAACGAGCUUUUGGGUAUUAUGGCCCUUUAAGAAGUGUUUGGGUGGCCAGGAAUCCUCCAGGUUUUGCUUUUGUUGAGUUUGAAGAUCCUAGAGAUGCAUCUGAUGCUGUAAGAGAACUGGAUGGCAGGACCAUGUGUGGCUGUCGUGUGCGUGUUGAGCUGUCGACUGGGGAAAAGCGGUCGAGGAGCCGCGGCCCUCCUCCAUCAUGGAGCAGACGUCCCCGAGAUGAUUUUAGGCGACGUAGUCCUCCAGUCAAACGCAGAUCACCGAGGAGGAGGAGCCUGAGCCGCAGUCGCAGCAGGUCUCUGUCAAGAGAUCGACGCAGAGAUCGGUCUCUGUCCAGAGACAAGAAUCGUAAACGUUCACGAUCCUUCUCCCGAUCAAGAAGUCGUUCCAGAUCUCACGAAAGGAAAUGAAGAUCCUGGGUUACUCUGCAAGAUCAUAUAAAGGUUGCGAAGAGGAAAGUUUUUAUAGUGCCACUUUCUUUCUUAGAUUUUGUUUGAGAGUUUUAAGCACCCUACGCGGGUCGCCCUUAUAUCCGUUAAAACAACAAUGGACGGGAUGGUCGUGGUAAAAUCUUUUUUGUUUUUUUUAGCUUUUUUUGUACAUGAAAUAGUUUGUCUUGUCCUGCAUGUUUUGAAACUGAAUACUGCCUUGAGUUUAACAGCAGACAUUUUUUUACUGUUUAUAAAUAAAUUCUUGUGAUGGUUUUGGGGUUUUUUUUUUUUUUUUUGCUUUAGUUUAUUCAUGAUUGUUUCUAUUUUCAUUGGGUCAUUGUGAGAUCCAGGGACUUAAGAUACCGGUGCUGUUAUUUGGAGGAUGUCCCUUAAACACGAUCUGUUCUGUAUUUUACCUACUAUAUAUCCUUUACAAAAUACUAUUUACUUGGAUUGGAUUGACUUGCAACUUUAACAAUGUGUGACAAUGCAGUUAAACAACUUGUUCAAUAAAUGUUUUUCCAAGCUGA